Molecule: messenger RNA, 1923 nt
Organism: Lachancea mirantina
Lineage: Eukaryota; Fungi; Ascomycota; Saccharomycetes; Saccharomycetales; Saccharomycetaceae
Source: the annotation of a GenBank genome assembly
AUGCGUGAGGGCAAAAAUAAAGAUAAUACUAAUAUUGUCAAAACAAAAAAAUCGGGAUUUCGUUCACAGGAGACCCCAAAGAACAAAAACAAGAAAUUCAGAAAAUUACGGAAAUCGUCACUCAGCAGAGCCCAGAAGAAUUUUGCUGUUUUCAACAAGAAUGAUGAGUUUUUGAAUAAGUACGAAAAUUUGGCAUUGGAUAUAAGCGACGUUGAAAAUACCGAUAUGUCGACAAGCGAAAAAACGAGAGCUGAGAACAGCGGCGAUGAGAGUACGGGAGAUGUUCCCGUGAGUGAGACUCAAAAUGGAAAUGCAUUGGAUGCGAACCAGGACUUUAUAUCUAUCGAUCUUUCGUCCGAAGACGAUGAGGACGUCGAUGACGAGGCCAACAAAAAUGAGUCUCAAAAGGGUUCAGAAGAACCGAGAGUUGCGGGCAAUUACGAUUACGACAAUUACGACGACGAGUUUCCCAACGAGGAAGAAGUCGGCGUUCGCCAAACGCUGAACACGGACUAUCCAUGGAUUUUGAACCAUGAUCAUUCUAAACAACGAGAGAUAGCGGAUUGGUUGACUUUGGAAAUUAAGGAUUUCGUUGCGUAUAUUUCACCGAGUCGUGAAGAAAUCGAAUUACGGAAUGCGACCAUCUCGAAAAUUAGACAAGCGGUCAAGGCUUUAUGGCCAGACGCCGAUCUACAUGCAUUUGGAUCUUUUGCAACAGAUCUGUACUUGCCAGGGUCAGACAUUGACUGUGUGAUCAACAGCGCUGCGGGUGACAAAGAGAACAGAAAUUGUCUUUACUCUUUGGCCAGUUUCUUGAAAAGACGAAAUUUGGCAACCCAAGUCGAAGUCAUUUCCAAAGCGAGAGUGCCCAUCAUCAAGUUUGUUGAACCUGAUUCGCGAAUUCAUAUCGACGUUUCAUUCGAGCGCAUAAAUGGACUGGAGGCGGCGAAAAUAAUUCGCGGGUGGCUCAAAGAGACACCGGGAUUGCGGGAACUAGUUCUAGUAGUAAAACAAUUUCUCAGUUCGCGGAGGCUGAAUAAUGUCCAUACUGGAGGUCUAGGUGGAUUUAGCAUUAUAUGCUUGGUCUACUCUUUCUUACAACUGCAUCCGCGUGUCAUGAGCAGCGACAUUGAUAGCAUGGAUAACUUAGGAGUUCUUCUCAUAGACUUUUUCGAACUUUAUGGUAAGAAUUUUGGUUACGACGAUGUGGCAAUUUCCGUGUCAGACUAUUCUGCCAGCUUUCUGCCGAAAAUGGAUUAUCCUAGUUUGCGAAAUCCAAGGACCACAUUUUCGUUGGCUAUCCAGGACCCUGGAGAUCCUGAUAAUAAUAUUAGUCGAGGCUCGUUCAACAUCCGUGAUAUAAAGAAAGCUUUUGCAGGUGCCUUUGAUUUGCUCACGAAUCGAUGUUUUGAAUUAGAUUCGGCUACUUUCAAGGAUAGGCUGGGGAAAAGCAUAUUGGGAAAUGUUAUCAAAUACAGAGGCAAACAACGAGAAUUUAAAGAUGAACGUGCAUUGGUAGUUAAUAGAGCCAUUGAAGAGAAUGAGCUCUAUUACAGGAAAAGAGGUAGAAUUGUACAUGAGGAAGUUUUUACGGAUGUGAGCGAAGAUGAGCAAGAUGUGUACAAGGUUGAAUCUCCCGCUCGUAAGAAAUCUAAGAAGUCAACUAAAAGCGAUGGUGGUGAAACGUCGAAAAAAAAGGCAGCAGUCAAGAAGGUUGUAGAUCAAACUGAAAGGCAAAAUGUCAAGUCAGUAGAGGAUUUGUUGGGCUUGCAGCAGGAGGAGGACGAAGGAGACGACUACGUUCCACCAGCUCCCGUUGGAAACGUAGCUGAAGGUGAUGCCCAACUGUCGACACUUCGGGAAAAAUCGGUCGAUGCCCAAACGCGGCGGGACUAUUGGUUGAGUAAAGGGCAGGCACUGUGA